Paramecium pentaurelia is the source of this 1680-nucleotide messenger RNA. The record is from the annotation of a GenBank genome assembly. Lineage: Eukaryota; Ciliophora; Oligohymenophorea; Peniculida; Parameciidae.
AUGGGAUGUGUUUCAGGAGCUGAAUUAAAACAGAAUCCAAUAGUUUAGAUGAGAACAAAAAACUAGGAUCUAGUCUUUACCUCUACAGAAGAUAUCUCUAAAAUUUAUUAAUUUGGAAAAGUACUUGGAGCAGGUUCUUUUGGGAAAGUCGUUACUGCAAGAAUGAUAAAAAAUCUUGAAAAGCAAUUUGCUAUCAAAAUCAUAGAAAAAACAAAAGUCAAAGGUCGUGAAGACAUACUGGCUAAUGAAAUUUACAUGUUACAAAGAUUAGAUCAUCCAAACAUAAUUAAAUUUCAUGAAGUUUACUAAAACAAAUAAAAUUUUUACAUUUGUAUGGACUAUUGUAGAGGAGGAGAAUUAGUUGAAUGGAUUCCUAAAAAGUACAAAAGCUUUCAUGAACAAAAUAUCCAAGAGAUAAUGAAAAAGGUUACAAUACAUAAUCAUUUUAAAUUAGAUUGCUUCUGCUGUUUCUUAUAUCCAUGAUUAAGGAAUAGUACAUAGAGAUAUCAAAGCUGAAAACAUUAUGAUCACAUCCAAAAAAGAUGAUGGUGAACCUAAACUAAUAGAUUUUGGAUUGGCAAAUAAGUUUGAUACCUCACAUCUAAAGUAUUAUAAAUAAUAGAUUAAAAUUAAGGCGACUAAAAUCUUUUGCAGGAACACCUAUGUACAUGGCACCUGAAAUAAUUAAGGGAUCAUAUGAUGAAAAAUGUGAUAUUUGGUCUUUGGGGGUUUUGCUUUUUACAUUACUAUCUGGCCAUUUGCCAUUUCAUGGAGAAACAAAAGAGGAAUUAUAUGACAACAUUUAAAAAGCAAAUGUAACAUUUAUAUAAUAUAUAAAGAUUUCAUUUACUUCAACUAUUUGGUCCCACAUAAGUAGCGAGGCUAAGGAUUUGAUUAAAAAAAUGCUUUCAAAGUAACCUGGAUUAAGACCGAAUUCAAAGGAACUUCUUAAGCAUAGUUGGUUCAAAAAAUAGUUUAAAAAUGAAGAGAAAAAUUCGACAUUAUUAAACAAUUCUCUCACUUCAAGCAUAAUUGAAAAUAGAUCAAUUUAUUCAUUAUUAAAAUAAAAUUAAGGAGGGGCUAAAUUUAAAAAAGAAGUUAAAACCCUAUUAAUUAACUAACUAAGUGAAGCAGAAUUAAAUUCAUUAAAAGAAAUAUUUAAGAAAAUAGAUGUUGAUAAUUCUGGAACUAUUACUUUUUAAGAAUUGAAAUAAGCCUUAUAGGCUGAAGUAUAAAUUCAAUGAAUAAUUAAUUUAGGGUUCUCCAGCCACCUUUGAAGAUAUAGAGAAAUUAAUUAGUAAUGGUGGUCCUCCUACAUCGCAUGAGGAAGUAGGAAAAAAGAAAAAAGAGUUUGUAAUUAAAUAUAGUCAAUUCUUGGCUUCUUGCAUAGAUGAAAGAAAGUUUAUAACUAAAGAAAAAGUAUAAGCUUCAUUUUAUUAAUAGUUAUCUUCUUUAUUUAAAAUAUUUGAUACUGAUAAUUCAAAUUUUAUUACCAAAUAAAAUAUUAAAGAAGCAUUUGCAAGAAAUGGAAAGUAAAUAUCUGAUCAAUAAAUUGAUGAAAUGAUUGCUGAAAUUGAUCCUAAUCAUGAUAACAAAAUAAGUUUUGAAGAAUUUUGUUAAAUGUUUGAUAAUGCAGGUGUAAAUAAAAACUUCACAGAAGAUGGAAGUAUGUACGCAUGA